AGUAUAUACACGUCGGAUAUUGUCCUGUAUGGCCUAUAAUAAGCCUUGUAUUUAAUGGAAAUUCCUUAAUUAGCUAGCAAAAGGAAGAGUACAAGCGAUCAUCAAUUCAGCAUCUCCUUGUUUUGUUCAUCACAUAGUAGUAUUAGUAUAUGCUAGUAAAAGUUCUUUCUGGUAUUCCACUCCACUCCACUCCACUCCACUACUUAGCUUAUACCUAGAGAAUCAAUGGCUGUGAGAUACUCGAUUUCUGUUUCUGCUCCCAUCAUCAUCCAAGAAUCUGCUUCCAGAAAGCCUGCGAGCAUAGUGAUGAUGAGUGCAGAGAAUCACAUAUCAGUCAACAGCACUGGAAGUAGUAUUAGUACAACGCCCUUUCAGAUCAGAUCACCUACAAGAAACAAGGUUUUUGAGGAUCCAUCCAAUGGAAUCGUCUGUUACAGAGAAGAAAAUGGGGAGAUAACAUGUGAAGGAAUCGAUGAAGGUCCUCGUCUACACCAUCUUUCUUCAAGAUUCACUGCUGUUAAUCAAAGAGAAGCAGAGAUCAUUGACCUACUGGAAAGAAGUUUGCUUCAAGUGGUGGACAGUGACAAGACGUAAUUAGGCAAAGGCUGAGACAGGACACGGUGCCGCGGCGAGGCAACAGCAUCAAUCCGGACUGUAAUAAUCGAUGGCUGCUUCCUUCAUCUCAUUCUUCUGCUCAAUCCUCAGUUUCUGCAUAAAACAUAAUACUUGUAUAUACGGUCUUACACCCGAUUGAUCCUUGGGUUAUGUGCGAUGAAACUGACCAGCAAAGAUCAACAAAUUCUGGAUGGUCCGCUUUGUUGUAAAGAUAGAAUGUUGGCCUUUCAAUAUCACGGCCACCAUGGUAUUAGCAGCUGGUAUAACCUCUAAUAAUUCGACCCUCCUCGUUGGUAUUUACAAUAUCUAUUUAUUUAUGUCCCUUCCCCUGCAUCCUCGAUCCCAAAACGGCAUACCUACACGCCAUACUGAUAAAGAUUUCCUUUGUCACGCUCUGCACAUCAGAAGGGGUCAUCUAGGCCAGUUUUUGUCCCUGAUGGUGCUUUGUUUCCAUCGUCAUUCUCACCUAUAUCGCCAGCUGAGUAUUGAUUAUUCACAGGGAGCAUUCAAUCGAGGGAAAAAGAUUAAACAAGAGACACCGAGAUAACAGACCACCAGUCGCUUCAGUGAUGGGCACCGGCACCCAGAGCUUCAGUGAUGGGCACCGGCACCCAGAAGUUGGUUUCUACUUACUGCUAAUCAAGAGAUAUGCACAAGAGAUAGAAAAACUUAUUUGAAAAUAAUAAUUAUGGCACUUUCUCUGGUAGUACCAUAUAUUCAUUCGAGAUUUAAAACA
Messenger RNA from Coffea arabica (coffee), 1351 nucleotides. RefSeq lists its product as uncharacterized. Lineage: Eukaryota; Viridiplantae; Streptophyta; Magnoliopsida; Gentianales; Rubiaceae. The record is from RefSeq and is a predicted model, not a curated record.